Molecule: messenger RNA, 1461 nt
Organism: Cladophialophora immunda
Lineage: Eukaryota; Fungi; Ascomycota; Eurotiomycetes; Chaetothyriales; Herpotrichiellaceae
Exons: 3
Coding region: 136-705 (189 amino acids)
Biological process (GO): N-terminal peptidyl-methionine acetylation
Cellular component (GO): NatB complex
Molecular function (GO): protein-N-terminal amino-acid acetyltransferase activity
Source: RefSeq, a predicted model, not a curated record
GGCGCGUUUCGUCGGAGUCACAGAUUCCUCCCCACAAUCACCAGCAAAGUCCUGGAUAAAUUAAUUGAUUCUUGCCCUCGUCAGGUUCAACUCGGCCGGAAAACAAUCCUCGUGGUGACAGAGAAAUGAGUUGCCAUGCCGACCAUCCGCAGAGUCCAGCCGUCGGACUUGUUCCAUCUCAAUCUGUGCAACCUCGAUCCGUACACGGAAAACUAUGACCUGAACUUCUAUCUGACAUAUCUUAUGAGAUGGCCUUCGCUGUUCCAAUGCAUCGAAGAGCACGGCCAGAUUGUCGGUUAUAUCAUUGGCAAGGUCGAGACAUCGCCUGCUCACUUGCAAGGAACACCGCAUUACUUACCGUGGCAUGGCCACAUCACGGCCCUGUCGAUAGCACCACAGUAUCGGCGGCUGGGAUAUGGGAAACUUCUGAGCGAGUCCCUCGAGAAGGCUUGCAAUCAACAGGACGCCUGGUUCGUGGAUCUCUUUGUUCGGGCGAGCAACAAGAACGCCAUCAAAAUGUAUCACAGCAUGGGCUACUCGACCUACCGCACGGUGGUUAAGUACUACUCGGAUGAUCCAACUGGAGUAUCGAAGGAGGGAGAGGACGCGCUGGACAUGAGGAAACCUCUGGAUCGGGACAAGGACCGAAUUCAUGUCAGGGAAAAUGGGGAAAGCUUCAUGGUCGAUCCGGAGGAUGUCUUUUGAACGGCUGGUAUGAUGAAGAACGAAUGAGACAACACGAGUUGAAUGUUGGAUUUCCAGCCAUAUGUCGAAGAGACCACUCUCCCUCUUCCCGCGUUCGAUGCGCCUCGUACUGCCGCACCCAUAAUUCACCUGCACCUCCUACGUGAUAUAUUUUAUGUCCUCGCAAAUCUGGUCAACAUAUAACCCAAUCUGCGAGGAGUGCAAUUAGCGAUAUAAAAGAGACCUUCAUAACUGCUACCACUUCGAGUCGAGGGAUAUGUGUCCGUAAAGGUUCACAUUCUAUCGGGUUUGGCGGGCGGGGCCUUCCCCCCUCCGUUGAUGGAUGAUAUGGGCUUCGCUGCUUGCCAAAGGGUAGCAGAAGGUCUCUCAGCCUAUAUCGUCCAUCAACAAUUCACACAUAUGGUACGAUAUGCGUAUUGUGGCUUCCUCGCUUACCCUAAUGGGUAAGCUGGAAAUAUCAGAAAAUAAUUUCUGAAUAAACACAAUACCAUACAUGACUACCAUAGAAAAACAACCGGUUCCCCUGAGGCUGCUGUAAGAUUGCUCGAGAACGCUCCCCACCGGGGGGAGGACAGGAGCCGCAGCACCCACAGGCGGAACUGGUUGUAGGGGGGAAGGUAAGAUAGACGCCAUAACCUGGGAAUUCAAAUCUUUUUGUCGUUUGACCGGACUGAGCCCUUUUCUUUUUGCAAAGUCACUAAAGAGGAGAAUCAAAAUCAUAUUUUUAUCCUAAUUUCCAAGGGAGGAUAGAAUCUC